ACGGUUUGGAAUGGGCGCCGCUUUCGUCCUCUAUCUGUUUUAGACGCUUGACUAAUCAUUGCUUUCACAAUCCAUGGAAGAUCUGAUCUGAGACAGUGUACAGAACGACACAGCCUCUUAAGAAACUUCGAGAGGCUGUUAUCACCAAUCGCCUACGCGACACGUGUCUAGCACUCACAUCUUAUGGGCGUACCCGCUCUUCUGUUUCUCCACUCGCUACACCUUCACUACACUGUACCAUCUCCCUCUCCCUCCCCGACUAAUACAAAAACUUGAUGAUGAUGAGAGGGAGCUUGUUGUUUAAUGGCAACCGUCGAACGGUCCAGCGAUUCAGACAAUUUGCGAUGCAGCCGAAGAUAAAGCUUAUACUCUGCUGCUGCAUCGCUUUGUCGGUGAUUCUACUACUUUGCCGCGGUUCUUCUUUCGUUGAAUGGACAGAUAGCAGCACCGAGCUGGUGGAUCGGUUCGCUCUGCCACGGAAAGGAUAUGCUAUUUUAAUGAACACAUGGAAGAGAUACGAUCUGCUGAAGGAAUCGAUUUCUCACUAUGCUUCAUGUCCAGGACUUGAUUCGAUACACAUAGUGUGGAGUGAGCCUGAUCCUCCUUCGAAAUCACUUAAAAAAAAUUUAUACAAUGUUGUGGAGAAGAAUUCGAGACAGGGGCGACGGGUUGAACUGAGAUUUGAUAUUAAUGAGGAGGAUAGUUUGAACAACAGAUUUAAAGAGAUUAAGGAUUUGGAGGCUGAUGCUGUAUUUUCGAUUGAUGAUGAUGUUAUAUUUCCUUGCUCUUCGGUGAAGUUCGCUUUCGACGUUUGGCAAAGUGCACCGGAUACGAUGGUUGGAUUUGUACCUCGUAAUCAUUGGAAAGACGAUACGGGUAAUUACAUAUAUGGUGGGUGGUGGUCUGUUUGGUGGACAGGUACGUAUAGUAUGGUACUCUCAAAGGCUGCCUUUUUCCACAAAAAAUAUUUGCGGGUAUACACAAAGGAGAUGCCAGCAUCAAUUAGAGAAUAUGUAACCAAGAACAGGAACUGUGAAGAUAUUGCAAUGUCCUUUCUUGUAGCAAAUGUGACUGGUUCUCCCCCUAUAUGGGUUAAAGGCAAAAUAUACGAGAUUGGUUCAACUGGCAUUAGUAGCAUGGGAGGUCAUACUGAGAAAAGAACCCAAUGUGUUAAUAGAUUUGCCGCCGAGUUUGGCCGAAUGCCACUGGUAUCUACUUCUGUGAAGGCUGUUGACAGUCGCAAUCUCUGGUUUUGGUGAUGCUGUAGUUUCCACUUCAUUUAAAAUGCUAAAAUUCCACUUAUCAGUUAAGAGUUAUUUCAAUUCAUUGUUUUUAGUUAAGAGUUGUGGUGUUAACUGGGUUCAAUCACAUGGGACAAUUUUUGUAUUAUUAUUACCAUGUAACAAAGAGGCAAUUAGUACCCUUGUAUUUUACUGCUCUUGUGAACUUGUACUUUAGCAUGAAAAACAAAUUGAAAUAUAAGAAUUAUGUAAAUACUAGAGUUUUAUUUCUUUUAAGA
This is a messenger RNA of Pistacia vera, 1519 nucleotides long. RefSeq names its product glycosyltransferase family 64 protein C4. The record is from RefSeq and is a predicted model, not a curated record. Gene Ontology annotation, molecular function: glycosyltransferase activity. The coding region runs from base 276 to 1259 and encodes 327 amino acids. Lineage: Eukaryota; Viridiplantae; Streptophyta; Magnoliopsida; Sapindales; Anacardiaceae. Gene Ontology annotation, cellular component: membrane. The transcript has 5 exons.